GGGAAGGUUACUCUUGAUAAAAACGGUGAUUGCGGGAAUCACCAACUUCUGGUGCUCAUCUUUCGUACUCCCUAAGGCGUGUGUCGACCGCAUUAACUCUCUUUGUAGUGUGUUCCUGUGGAAAGGAAACAUAGACUCUCACCCUUCAGCGAGAGUGGCCUGGUCAACGGUAACGAAACCAAAGAAAGAAGGAGGCCUAGGUGUAACGGAUCUUGCAACCUGGAACAAAGCUACUUGCCUAAAACUAAUUUGGCUCCUCUUCUUUAAGGCCGGGUCAGUAUGGGUCGCUUGGUAUAGGCAAGAAGUACUACAUGGAAGUAUAAGCAACUUCUGGACAGCAAAGCCUAACCAAACUAAUUCUUGGCUAGCCAAUAAACUCCUAAAGCUAAGGCCCUUAAUUUUCCCUUGGAUAAAAAUGAGAAUUGGGAAUGGACUUACUUGCAGGUUUUGGUAUGACAAUUGGACGCCUUAUGGGAGUCUGGAAGAGUACUAUGGUGUUGAAGGAAGUUCGAGACUUGGAAUCCCGAAACGAGCUGUCAUUGCGGAUCUCUCACAGAAUGGAAAUUGGAGAAUCCCUCAACCAAGGACGGAGAAUCAAUUACGAGUGGUUUCCUACAUCACUACCAUUGAGUUAUGUGAAGAGGAUGAUUACUAUGAAUGGGAGCUUGAUGGAAGAACGAGUACAACUUACUCUACACGUGACGUCUACCACUGUCUGCGUGGUGCUAAUCCAUUGGUGUCUUGGGCAUCUGCGGUAUGGAUUUCAGGAAACAUCCCUAGGCAAGGGUUCCUUACUUGGCUCUUUGUCUUGGAUCGUUGCCCAACUCGCGAUCGGAUGACAAAGUGGGGUCUUCAGGUUAGUCCCAACUGCUUGCUCUGUUCCACAGGAAUCGAAUCAAGGAAUCAUCUCCUUUUCGAGUGUGACUUUAGCUACUCAAUCUGGUCACCUAUUGCGUCCCGUUGUCGGUUCCGCCCUCACAGAGCCUGGAGCCAAACUAUCCUCGCCAUGGAAUCACUACGGGGUCAUAAGCUGCUUAGGAGGUUGACGCUUCUAGCUUGGCAAGCGACAAUCUACGCGCUUUGGACAGAAAGGAACUCCCGUUUGCACCGUAACACUUUCCGUUCUGCUGAUGCGAUCACAAAGUCAAUUGAGAGGCAGAUCACAAACAAGAUCUCCUCUCUCAGGCCAACGAAUCCAGUUACUGCUUCUACGCUAAUGCAAACUUGGUUUUCAACGUCCUAAAGAGAUUUCUGGGCAGUUCUCAUCUCUACUCUCUCAGCUCUCAUCGUUCUUCGACGUAGGGAGACGCUCUCAAACGUUCCUUUAGCUGGGCUGAAUGGUCUCUCUCUGUUACUGGAUAGUAACUCUUUUUCACUGGACUUUAAUCUCUUUUACUGGGCAUCCUCUUAAAACUAUAGCCUUAGUGCUUGUAACUCUUUUUUCAUUCUCCUGCAAUUUAAAUUUGAAAGCCAGUUUACAAAAAAAAAAAACAAAUGGAGACGAAUCAAACACCCAAUAACCUUAUGCAUAAUCUUGAAUAAAAAAAAGAGUUAAAUAUCAUUUGGUGAACAUUUACUCAACUAAGGCAAAUUGAGAUUCCUAGGUAGCAAAGCAUUGCAUAAAGCUCCACCAUUUCAUUUUAAAAAUGGUCAUAUGAAAAAGUAUCGAAAAGCAUUGCAUAAGACUGUGAUUAAAUAAACGCGGCAAAAUAACAGACGUUUUUCAACUGAAACGUAACUAAAAUAUCAAAAACAAAAAAAAAUGAAAUCUUUAAAUCCCCUUUUUAUUAAUUCUCAGGAAUCUCAACUCCACCUUCUUGAAUUUCUUGGCGGUUUCUUUCGCGAUCUUCUUGGGAGAGAACUCACUGCUCCGACUUCUCCUCCGGUUACGCGGAGGUACACGUCCACGAUCUCGCUCGGGUCCAACUUCUCGAAUUUCUUGGCGGUUUCUUGCGCGAUGUAUUCUCCGAUCUUCUUGGGAGCAAGAGAACUCGCUGCUCCGGUUACGCGGAUGUACACCUCCAAGAUCUGGCUCGGGUCAAGCUUUGGCGGCAUUGCUGUUUUGCGGAGGUUAAUGAGAUUUCUUCUUCUCGAUCGAGGAUGCGCUUUGAAGAUGUGUUUUUGAAGGAGGUUGAAGACGAAGUUAGGGUUUAUGGAAAUGGUGGAAACGACGAAUUCACCCUUGGACAUAUAUGGGCCUGAUAAGAGUGAUCUUUAUGGGCUUUUAGUCAAAAGCUGUACAAAUUAUAUCAUCGGUUCUGUUACGGUUUAGUUUGUUGUUUUCCCGGUUUGAUGGAACCGUUUUUAGAUUGUUUGGGAGUUUGGGUAUCUACGGAUUGUGUUACGGUAUAUGUUUAAAUUGUUUUGGAUAAGUUUAUAACUUUAUCUAAGAUCUAUUUUCAUUCUAACUCAUUUCAAAUUUCGUUAAUAAUAUCUGAUGAUAUAAUUUUAGUUUUUUUAUUUUUUUGUCGACAACAUUACAGACUCAUCAAAAUAAGUAUGAAAAUGAAUAUUUGACUAGGUUUCAAAUACAUAUUUCUAAUACUAAUUAAGAUUUUCGAAUCCAAAUUUUAUCGUUCGGUGGAAGAAGAGUUCAUGCAAAACACUACUUUUCUCUAUAGCGGUUGAUUUUUGGGGCCUUUCUUGUACAUAUCAAAGAAUUAUCUGAAAAUGGAAACACUGUUGCAUUCAAUCAAAAGCUAGAAUCAUUAAAUAAGAUGUCAUUCCCUUACCAAGAAUCCAAACAAUCUUUACAAAAAGAUUAAAUGCUUUGGCUAACGAUGUAGUUCUCUGGUAUGUUAAGCUCGUAUGGUUCUUUUUCUACGGUUGGGUGAAACACAGCUGAGAUUGAUUGCUAUCAAUUCAUAGCUCCUCUUGGCGACUGAUGGGUCCUUUGACAUAGGCAUUUCUCACGUCAUGUGUUGGUCAAUUUGGAUUUGGGCUGCGGUUUUGAUUCUUCAGAGCUCAGAAGAUGCUUGUCUUGCUGGAGGAGCUUUGUAUUUGUUGUCUCAAUGUUAGUAAAAUGAUCACCCGAUUGAUUUUCUCACUGUCUUUACGCAGGUAAGUGACAAUCAGUUGAUCAUGCAUCUAAUAAUCUAUAUUAUCUUAAAUAUCACAGAUGCAAUUGACUUAAUUUUUUCUUGUGCAUGACUUUGAUGGCCAAACUUCUAAUCAUGAUGGAUGAAAUUAAAGAUCUUGUAGGACCAUCUGUCUGGUAUUGUAUCAUCUUCUACGUUUACUUUCAGAGAGGUUUGUUACUUAUUAGUCAUUGAACCUUAAUGUGCUUGAAAUGUAACUUAAAACUUAAUGUGGUUGUUCAAUUAUUUUUCAGGAAAUGAGGAAUGUGAAAGAAGCUAUGGAAGAAAAUAAUGCAAAAAGGAAGGAAGAUCAAAACAAAGGAAGAUGAAGAAUAGAUUAGAAAUGCAAAGGAGGAUGGAGGAUCGAGCAUUGGCGCUAAACUAAACUUUAUCAUUCUCUUGUGUAAUCAGGUUUUAUGUGUUACUGUCCCAAGUUUACUCUUAUUUUGGCUUACAAGUUUGACAUUAAAAGCUCCAUCUAGAAAGUAUCUUGUUUGUAACACAUCAACUUUUGCGUUUGUGCAAUUAAGUAUUAACUGGAUGGUUUGUUUCUGGGAAGUUUGAUGUUACUAUAGAGCUGCCUUUCUUGGACAAAAAAAAUUCAGACAUUUCUUAUGGCUAUUUUGAUGUGUUAUAUAUUCUUGUGGCUCAUUAGUUUAAAUGCUUGUGGCUCAUUAGGUUUUUUGUCUCUUGGAUUAGGAAAAUACAACUCAUUUCUUCUUCUUUUUCAUCCUCUUUAUUUUCUCUAUUUCAAAUCCCAUUAUUCUUUUCCUUUGAUUUAUUUUCUUCUGUAGCUUCUUUCGAGUUCCUCUUUUACUGAAAAAUCAUUGAACAAUGAGUUUUGAGUUUUAGUCUCAAGCAUAUUAAACAAUAAGGUUUAAUGACAAAUUAAAUAACCUCUUACAUAGUAAAUGUAGAAGAUGAUAAAAGAGCAGACGGAUGGUCAUACAACAUCUCUAAUUUCAUCCAUGAUGAUUAGCCGUUCAACCAUCAGAAUUCUGCAUAAAAAAAUAUCAACUUGCAUCUGUGAUAUUUCAGAGGAUAUCGCUUAUUAGAUGCAUGACUAACUGACUGUCACUUACCUGCAUACAGAUUGUGGGAAAAUCAUUUUGGUGAUCUUCCUUAGUACCGACGAGACAACAAUUACAAAUACCAAAGCUCCUUCAGCAAGCGAAGCAUUUCCUGAGCCCCAUAAACAAUAAUUUUGUUUAAACAAUUGACUUUCAAUUGAGGUUAAGCAAAAACUAAGAGAAUAUUUCUAUUAAAUGAAAAAAAAGAAUCAAAGCCGCAGCCAAAAUCAAAUUGGACCAAGACAUAAAAAAGAUAUAUGUCAAUGUCACUGGAGUCAUCAUUCGCUGAUAGGAGCUGUGUAUUGAUAUCACACAAUCCCAGCUGUAUUCCAGUCAAUUCCAAACACCAAAUGCAGCUUGUGCUGCAUGGUGAUAUAUAUGAGCUUUGCAUACGAGAGAAUUACAUCAGCUGCCAAGUAAAUAAAAUGUAACUUACAAAAGUGUGGUUUCCAUCAUUAAAUCCAACAGCUUCUUUAAUAGCUUCAAACCAACCGAGUAUAUAUGGAGAAAUGACAACAGUUAGACCAAUAUGAGAAAGAAAAAAACUUGUAAAAAAAGGGUUAGAGAUUAGAUAAUGAGAAACAA
Molecule: messenger RNA, 4732 nt
Organism: Brassica rapa (field mustard)
Lineage: Eukaryota; Viridiplantae; Streptophyta; Magnoliopsida; Brassicales; Brassicaceae
Source: RefSeq, a predicted model, not a curated record